GCCUUGAGAAAAGGGAAGUCUCCUGAAUCAAUUUUUCACAAUAGUCUUCAAUCAAGACACUCUUAAGUUUUGACCCGUCUUGCUUCUCAAGCCAAAUGAUAUCCAUGGUAUCCAGGAUUUGACAUGCAUUAAAAAGAAAGAUGCAAAAUGAAAACAUCAUGUCCUAAAUGCUUUUUCAGAUAAACUUGGAACUAAAGAGUCUCAGUUUCUGCAGACCUGAAGCCUAAAGCUUUUGCUAUGACACAUGUUACAGUUCCUGUCAUGCUGAUACUAAGUCUUUUCCCGUGUAAGAUACUGUUUUCCACUAGCCUGGCAAGCAGACAACCAAGUGUAGUGGAUGCUCUUGGGCUACACAAUGAUCUGCGCAUUGCUAAGCAUGAGUCUAGCGUUAUUCUGUUCUGGAAAAAUAACCUGACAGAAGAAGAAACAGACAUGUACGAUGUGAAGUAUAUUUUGAGUUACAAAUUCUUCAAUUCUGCUCAUGAAAGGAAAGAAGAACUGCAGGAGAAGAAAAAGAUAAUACGUCUUGAGUUACGUUCCGGUUUUAGUGCUAAAGUUAAAACAAGACUUUUUGAAAAGGGAACAGAAGACCUAAUUAAGGAGAGUAGCUGGACUGAAUUUACUUACAAGGCACCUCCAGUAUAUGUUCAGAAUCUUUCAUGCAUCAUAUAUAACAUUUCUUUUUUCAAUUGCACCUGGCAUAUUAAAGCAGAAGCUCCUGAAGAUCUUCAGGUUUUCUUUUCGUAUAGACACGCAAGAAAAGAUUUUGAAUGCCAACAAUAUAUAAAAAAUGCUAGGAAGAAAAAUAUUGGAUGCCACAUGAAAGAAAUAUAUUUCCAACCAUCAAGAAAAAUCAAUUUAAACAUAUCUGUAAGAGAUCUGAGAAAUGAUUCAAGAAGACAGUCUUAUUACAAAACUUGUAUACCUCAGACAAUAGAGAAACUAAAUCCUCCAGUCAACGUCUCAAUUUCCCUUGAAAACAGAAGUAUUAAAAUUCACUGGAAACCCCCACCUACUAUUGGUUCUGCAAGUAGCAAGUGCUUUGUGUAUCAAGUGAAAAUUACAGAUCAUAAGCCUGUAGUUGUAUCUGAAGAGAAAUAUGAGUACCCAUUCCAUAAGCCACCAUACAAAUGUGCGGCACAAGUGAGGGCAAAGAAAGAGAAAUGCAUAAGAAACAAGAUUUGGAGUGAAUGGAGUGAACCAGUGUUUAUUGAUGCUGAAAAGACAGUGGACAUCACAUUGCUUAUCCUCACCUUGUUUUGCCUCCUGAUUUUCCUUGUAUGUUUGCUGACAUAUGCAUGUCGAAGGCACAGAUUCCUUGAAGCUAUGACCAUGCCUAUCCCACAGGCUUCAGACAGUAUCAAAACUUGGUUAGCUACAGAAGAGACUCACCACCAGAAACAUAUUUCAAUGCAAGUGGAAAUGCACUCAGAGACUGGGCUGGAAAUUACAGAGGAAAACUGUGACAUGAACGUUCAACAACAAAGACACUUGAUGAGAUCUGGAUCAGAAGACCUGUAACACCAAUAUGAUUUCUUUUCUGCAUGGAAAUUGUAAUUGUAAUAUUGCAUGGGAAUUGUAAUAUUCUAAGCAAGACUGAUACUGGAGUUUGCCUGAGCCCAACAAUCUGAUAUUAUGGAAAAUUUUUGAGCUCUGACAUUUUGCAACUCUUAGAAUGUGCUUUGGAACACAAAGGAAAAAGCAGCACUUUACAGGUUGUCUUUAACUACUACUGCUCUUCAGUCUAGUAAAAUUGCAGCAACUCAAAGCAUAUGAUAGGUUAUUGGGUCCUACUUGGGUCAAUAUAGAAUUAGUGUUCAUAAUACUGUUUCAUAAUACUGCAGUUGCUUCCAAAUAAUGUCCUCUAGAUCAAUGCCUUUGAAAACUGGCUGGUCUUACAAAUCUCAUAAUAACUACUCAAUAUCUGAUUUAAGUGGUCAGGAGAAAUGAUGGGAGCAACUGGUGUUUAUGGAAACAGCAGAAUAAGCUCACAAGGAUUUUCUAGAGCUCUGCAAAAAUCAUCUUCCGAGAUACUGCAAUGUGUCUGAAGACAACAACCAGAAAGAAAAGUCUUGUGUAAAGACACAGGGUCCUUUAAUGUGAUCACCAUAUUCCUGUGCAGUUAGCAAAAGGAGACAGCUUUAGACAGGGUGAAGAAAACAGAGAACAUUUUCUGUUGUACCCUAAUACUUUUUGAAACAGUCAGUAAAUAAGAUAUGCAUCUGUGCACAGGUUUGAUCCACCUGAAUAUGGGGGCUUUUUGGCAAAAUAUCUCCUUCAUCUCAGUGAAGAAGACUGCACUGUUCCUUCUUCCAUACCAAGAAUGGCUGAUAAGUUCUUAGAUCCCAGUCUGGAACUGCUUGGACAACGGAAGGACUGUCAUUGACUUCAUUUGCCAUAUGGUCAGGUUCAUGACCUCAGCAAAAGAAAUCAGCUUUACUAAGUAGUGUUAUAUUUCCUCUCAAUUUUAUUUUUUAUAGAAGGUGAGGGUGGCCUUGCUUAAGAACAUCAGUGUUAUUCCCCUUGUAUCAAUCAGCCGGAUGCCUACACAAGUCAGCAGGGAGAAUAUAAAUGGUAGAUAUCAUGUAUUGAGUCAGGUUUCAGUCUGUAAUGACAACUCCUUUUCUAUCUUGAGUGUAGAUGAAAAACACAGUUACCAGCAUAUUCAUUUCUCGCCUGUAUAGGCAGACAGUGUCUCUGUGGGUAGGCUAGGUAGUUCACCCCCUACCCAUGGUACCUGCCAGUUUUCAGCAGGACAGGAAGAAUUGCUACUUCAGCCAAAAAUUGUCACAGGAGGCAUUUAGGAAAAAAAUGCCAUGAACUUAGAGAUUCCUUUGCAGGUAAGGAUAUAAAACUGAUAUAAUGAAAGAAUUUGAACACAUGUGAGCUAAGUGAGGUGGAUAAAUACCAUGCAUUAGCCAAGCACAUCUGGAAUCCAGAUUUUAAAUACAGGCCACAGUGAAUAUUAUAUUGUUCCUUAAAAUAUAUUUUAUAUACAUACAUUUUAUAUAGUUUUGGCUUGAAGCACUUGAGGCCCACAACCAGUGCCAGGAUUCAAAAUAAGACAUAGAGCCUGUAGAUUAAAGUAAUUUUACCAUUUUACCUGAAAAUAGAAUAAUUCUUUUAAAUCAAAAUUGUUCUGCCUACAAGAGGCCUUGGUUUACAUCCAUACACACAGUUCACCCACGCACACAUUGUAGCCUGCAAAGGCAUACCAUAAAAAAAGAAAAAUUGUAAUACCAGUUGUACAAAAAGUUAAUUCUAAAGUACAAACUUUGUAAUAAAAAAUCAAUAACUAGACCUUUUUGAAAAACACUUGAACAAUUUUUUUAGAAAAUGGUAUAUUUUUUCUUAAAAUAAGAAUAUUAUUUUAGCUAUUCUAAACCUAUACUCCAGUAAUGGAUUAAUGUGCGAUAGGUACAUGAUGAAAGAUUAUUAUCUGAAAGCAAAAUUGUACUGUCCUGUGUGUGGUAGUGAGCACUUAAGUAUAUAUAAAAUCUCACUUAGCUCAGCUGAAUUGUUCCUGUGAAUGAAGUGCUUACCUUCAGAAGACUUCAUCUUCUAGUAUUCAAGUGGCACAACUUGAUGAGACUCUUUAUAGUGCAGCACACAUACAGAUUGCUGUUCCCCUCCACUUAUGCAUACAUAGAAGUCUCAUUUGUUUCAGUGGACACUGGAGUCAAAAUCCUUCUGACUGGACUAUAAAGCCCUGUGAUAUAUUGUGACUAGCUAUUUUUAUGCUUGCAGGUCUCAGUCCCCACUUCAGCCAGGUAUGUAUAGCAUAGGGAGACUUAGGGCUGGGAGUAUUAUCCUAUACUUUCAUUUCCUCCUGAUCAUCAGUGACUAUGUAGAUAUUGGGCUUAUCUUGUUGCUUCUGAGGGCACAAUGGUCCCUUUCUUUUGCUUUGGAAGGAAAGUAAUUGCAAGAGGAGAAGGGAAUCAGUAAAGCAACCAUCUCAUUUAGGACAGAAGAGUGGGAUUGCCUGUGCAUGAAGCCUGGUCAGGUUGUCCAUUGCUGCCACCUACCGUACACACAACCUGCUUUUAAUGAGAAAUAUUCUUGAAGCUUUCAAUCCGGCUUUGCUCAAGAUAGUUCUGCUGAUAUGCUGCUUUAACUGCCCUGAUAUAAUUAAAAUACUCCACUCCCUCAACUCUUUCUUCAAGUCCUGGCCUAUAUUAGGGACAGGAUCUAUCUCAAAAAUUUAGCUUCCUCAGAGUUAGCUAUUUAAUCAAACAUUAGGGUCCAGGGCCUGGGAUACUGUAAGAAGAAAGACUGUCACUUUCAGAGAGCACUUUGUUCCAUCCUGAAAUACGUGUCUAAGACAGGAUGAGUUCUCCUUCACUUUAAAUCCUAAAUGAUCAGACUCAGAGUACAUGUCUAUAUUGGCAAAAUAUCCUUUCUUGACCUAAUUUAUUAUAGGUUGGCAGGUGUUGCUUUACCUUUGGGAGUUUUUCCAACAAAGUUAUAGCACUCAAAGUUCACAACUCAUCAUAUUUUAGACCAACAUUAUUAUGCCAGCAACAGUAAGUUUGAUCAGAAACAGGUCUGAUUGAGACCAAGGGCCGAGAAUAUUCAGCCACAGUAUUUUGGUCAAAGUCUGACUCCGCAUUUUUAUUCUUCUCACCGUCAAGUAUUAAGGCUCCAUCCCACUCCAUUUUCAGUUUCACUGAAGUGAAACGUAUCAAGUAGAUAAAGGUCUGUGAGUGUGAGGUGUGUAUGAAUAUGGAAGUAACAUGAUGAAAGAAAUGCUCGUUGUAUUGAAAAAGGUGACAAUAUUCAUCAGGACUAAGUGUACACACUGCGUUCUUAGCAAACCACCUCUAUUUCUCCAUUAGCAGACCACCUCUGUUUCUCCAUUAUGGUUGUAUAUAAUGUCUGUUGGCAUUUGACUAGCCAAUGCUAGAUGACUGGUACAGCUUGAUCUACUUAUAUCAAAAGGAACUAGAUGGCUCCUACAAAAUAAGUAACCUUAUGGAUAAAGAUGACAUUAAGAAGAUUAAAGUCCUUCUUGUGGAAAACUGAUGCAGCAUUGGACUGAGCUAUAAGAUGCAUCACUGCAUCUCGAUAGAAUACAGUCAUGUCAGCACUCAUAAUAAUUGCCUCAGAAAAAUAUAGGCCACAUCUUUCAAUACAAUUUGCUUAUAAAGCCUAUGGCCACACCUCUAGUUCUCAUAAAACCUGGCAGAUGAUCAGUG
This is a messenger RNA of Dromaius novaehollandiae (emu), 5195 nucleotides long. Its product is annotated as interleukin-5 receptor subunit alpha-like. Gene Ontology annotation, biological process: cytokine-mediated signaling pathway. Bases 238 to 1521 code for a protein of 427 amino acids. Lineage: Eukaryota; Metazoa; Chordata; Aves; Casuariiformes; Dromaiidae. The transcript has 11 exons. The record is from RefSeq and is a predicted model, not a curated record. Gene Ontology annotation, cellular component: external side of plasma membrane. Gene Ontology annotation, molecular function: cytokine receptor activity; protein binding.